Molecule: messenger RNA, 1107 nt
Organism: Lasiosphaeria miniovina
Lineage: Eukaryota; Fungi; Ascomycota; Sordariomycetes; Sordariales; Lasiosphaeriaceae
Product: 2og-Fe oxygenase family protein
Exons: 1
Coding region: 1-1107 (368 amino acids)
Molecular function (GO): 2-oxoglutarate-dependent dioxygenase activity
Source: RefSeq, a predicted model, not a curated record
AUGGCCACACGGAAGACCCAGCUGCGCAUCGUGUCGGGCAACGGAAUUGUCACGCGCGACGUCCUGAACACGCCGCUCCGCGAUGCCGCGCCGUCGGAGCUGCCCAUCAUCGACGUGUCGGGCAUCUUCAGCGCAGCGCAGGCCGACCGCCAGGCCGUCGCCGACCAGAUCCGCGCGGCCGCCACCAGCACGGGCUUCUUCUACAUCGCCAACCACGGCAUCCCUGCACCCGUGACCGACGCGGCCUGCAGCGCCAGCCUCGACUUCUUCCGGCAGCCGGCCGAGCUCAAGGAGCCCGCCAACGCGCGGCACUCGCGCGCCAACCAGUUCAAGGUCGGCUGGAAGCCGCCGCAGUCACAGCACAUCAACCCCUUCGAGAGCGUCGACCGCCGCGAGUCCUUCUCGUGGGUCUACCACGCGGCUCACGACCCGUCCGUGGACGGUGCAGCCGACAUCCCGCCUAAAGUGGCCGCCUUCCUGCACUCCGACGCCGACGGCUUCCCCUGGACCGCCGCGCCACCCCAGCUCGGUGCCGCCCUCAUCCCCUGCUGGCAGGCCGUGCUGGGGCUGGGCCGGGCGCUCGUGCGCAGCAUGGCGCUCGCGCUGGGCCUCGACGAGCACGCCUUCGACGCCAAGUUCACGCACCCCGACGCCGCCAUGGCCGUCAACUACUACCGGCCGCUGCGACCGUCUGCUGCGGAAGGGGUGUCCGACGUGUCGAUCGGCUCGCACACGGACUUCCAGCUGUUCACGAUCCUGUGGCAGGACGCCGCCGGCGGGCUGCAGGUGCUGAGCCGCGAGGGCCAGUGGCUGCGGGCUGCGCCGGUCCCGGGAGCGUUCGUCGUCAACUUCGGCGACUACAUGCAGCGCAUCACCAACGACCGCUUCCUGAGCACGGUGCACCGCGUGCAGAACCGCAGCGGCCGCGAGCGGCUCAGCAUGGCCUUCUUCUUCGGGUUCAACCUGGACGAGAGCUGCGCCGUGCUCGACACGUGCGUGGCGCCCGGCGAGGAGAAGAGGUAUGACGAGGUCGGCUGCUACGAGUGGAUGCAGCGCCGGCUGAGGGCCAUGCAGGUCGACCUGGGCGCGGGCAAGGUGGCCACGUAG